ACAAAUCACUCCAUCACCGAAGCAUAUCUGUCUAUGUCCUCUCGUCGUUCUUUGCAUUCUCUCUCUCUCUCUCUGUAAAUCUGCCAGAUCUUGCAAACGGCAUAUAUCGCACAAACAUACAUCGCUUUCGCUUUCGUUUCUUUUGCUCUGCUGAUAACAUCUUAUUCUCUCAAGCAUUUCGUCAACCAUUCAAUUCCCUUGAGAUCUACGCUCUCUCUCUCUCUCUCUCUCUCUAUAUAUAUAUAUAUAUAUAUAGCUCUGUUUCGGUUUGUGUCUGUGUAGAAGAUGAGAAAAAGGGAGUGAUGAGUUGGUGUUUGAUGGGUAUAUAUAUGAUGGAUUGGGAAAUAAGGGUUUUGUUGUGAUUUUUGUCUGUUGAAUAAGAAGAAGGAAAGGAAAUUGUUUUCUUGGACCUGUUAAUGGCGACUUCUGAGGAUUCUGAUACGCGCGGAGGUAUGUCCUCUGACAACGUAAAGGGUUUGGUUUUGGCCUUGUCUUCGAGUUUCUUCAUUGGUGCUAGUUUUAUUGUCAAGAAGAAGGGUUUGAAGAAAGCUGGUGCUUCGGGAACUAGAGCCGGUGUUGGAGGCUAUUCAUAUUUGUAUGAGCCACUUUGGUGGGCUGGCAUGAUAACAAUGAUCGUUGGGGAAAUUGCUAAUUUUGCUGCUUAUGCAUUUGCACCAGCUAUUCUAGUCACUCCCCUUGGUGCACUCAGUAUCAUCAUCAGUGCUGCACUAGCGCAUAUUAUUUUAGGGGAGAGACUACACAUUUUUGGGAUUCUUGGUUGUGUUUUGUGCGUUGUUGGUUCAAUAACCAUAGUGCUACAUGCUCCUCAAGAACGUGAAAUCGAGUCUGUGAAGGAAGUUUGGGAUCUUGCCACUGAACCAGGCUUCCUUGUAUAUGCAGCUUUGGUCAUAGCAUCAGCUUUUAUAAUCAUAAUCUAUUUUAUUCCACAGUAUGGGCAGACAUAUAUAAUUGCCUACAUUGGGGUUUGUUCACUUGUAGGCUCACUCACGGUUAUGAGUGUGAGAGCCCUUGGGAUAGCUCUGAAGUUGACAUUCUCUGGAAUUAAUCAGCUAUUAUAUCCUCAGACGUGGGUCUUCGCCAUUGUCGUGAUUUCUUGUGUACUUACUCAAUUGAACUAUUUAAACAAGGCUCUUGAUACUUUCAACACAGCUGUCGUAUCACCUAUCUACUAUGUGAUGUUUACAACUCUAACUAUUGUGGCAAGUGUUAUAAUGUUUAAGGACUGGGCUCAUCAAAAUCCAACACAAAUUACUACCGAGUUGUGUGGGUUUGUGACAAUUCUUUCUGGAACCUUUCUUCUUCACAAAACGAAAGACAUGAACGACUCUUCUGGACCAUCCAUAUCUUUGCGCCUUCAUAAGCAUUCAGAAGAGGAUGGAGUUGAACCUGAAGGCAUCCCUCUUCGGCGCCAAGACUCAUCACGAUCACCAUGAGAAUCUUUUCUUUGAUUCCUCAACGAUUUUCCAUUACCCACAAACUUGCAUACUCAUUGGGGGAAAGGACAUUACAGCAGUCAACCUGUAUGUUGUUGAACGAUUGGGUCAGUGUCAGCCAUAUUCUCUAUCAGUUACAAUUAAAUGGGAUGGCGGGAAUUAUUUUUUCUCAGAUUGAAUUGAAAUGAAUAAAAUGAUUGUUUUCAGCUCCACCUUCCCUUUCCUCCUCUCCAUACAGAGCAUCCUCUGUAAUUGUAAUUUUGAGCACAUUGUUUUAUAUUGUAGUGUAUCCUAGCUUUGAAAUUUUCCCCAAGGUACAGGAGAUACGAGCCCUUCGCAUUCGUGAAGUUGAGAACAAGCUAAAAUUGUGAGGGAAAUAUGAUAACCAUUGCUUACUAUACAUUUUUUCUUCUUUUUUUUGGAGAAUCCUUACGAACAAUUGCAUAUUCUUUUGUGAGGUUUUUGUUUGCUUUUUUUAUUUAUUUAUUAUUUAGCUUCAUCCAGCUAUUAUUGUUGGUUCUGCGUUCUGAUUAAAUGCAACCAUUUAAUGGAGCUAA
Messenger RNA from Camellia sinensis, 2011 nucleotides. Lineage: Eukaryota; Viridiplantae; Streptophyta; Magnoliopsida; Ericales; Theaceae. The record is from RefSeq and is a predicted model, not a curated record.